UUAGUUUGAGCUACUAGCGAUGGCUUGAAACUUCAAUAUUAUUGACUUGAAGUAUUAGUUGAUAAACUUUAACUUGAUCUACAUUGACUUGAAACUUCAAUAUAAUUUACCAGAAGAGGCAAUAUCUUUUUUAUCCAGGCUUUUUCUCCUCAUCCACCACUUUCUUCAAUCUAGCACCAAAUGAGGAACAUUGCAAAAACUAUACACUUUCUUCCAGCUCUUUUCAUAGUAAUCAUUGUUGUUAAAGCUCGUCCUCUUCCACAAACCUCUCUUCAAUUGGUUUCAGAUGGAAUUGAUCAUGUUCAGGCCAACCAUUCUUCCAAAUUGUUUCUCAAAGAAACGGGUUCUUCUUCCGAGUGUGAGCAGAUGUAUGGUUUCUUGCCAUGUUCAAAUAGCAUAUAUGGGCAUCUCUUCCUGAUUUUGGUGUAUGAAUAUCUACUUUUCCAUGGAGAAUCCUAUCUGGCUUCAGGUGGUGAGCAGAUAUUCAAGAUUCUUGGGCCUGGUUUCUUUGGUGCAAGUGCAUUUCACAUCCUCGGUGCCCUUCCUGAGGCCUUGAUACUUCUCGUUUCUGGACUCAUGAACACUAAAGAAGUUGCAGAAGAGUAUGUUUACACGGGAGUUGGCUUGUUAGCUGGCUCUUCAAUUUUGCUUCUAACUAUAGUUUGGGGAACUUGUUUGAUUGUUGGAAGUCAAGAUCUUUACAUUGGAGCACAGUAUUCCAUCCUCUCUACCAAUUCAAACUCUAGAAUUUUAUCAUUUAACAGAUUACAACAUUUAUUAACCAGGUUUGGAAUUACCACUGACCAAGAGACUAGCUACACUGCCAGGAUCAUGGUUUUCUCUGUGACACCAUUUUUAAUCAUUCAACUCUUGAAAAUUAUUCCUUCUUCUUCUGCAAAGACACCAGUGAUCUUGAUUGCUCUUACAAUUUCAGUUCUAUUCUUACUCCUGUUCUUCUGCUAUCAGAUUUUCCAGCCAUGGAUUCAAAAAAGAAGAUUGGAAUUUGUGAAACAUGAAGAUUUAAUAUUAAGAAUUCUUCAACAUGUGCAAAAACAUGCCAUAGAAAGAAUCCUAACACAUGUUGGGGCACCAAAUGUAAAUGCUAUAAGGAGGCUAUUCGAGGAACUAGACCAAGAUGGCAACGACUACAUAUCACCCUCGGAACUUAAAGAACUACUUCUAGAAGUCAAGUUUACAAGAUCACACAUCAAUAAGGAGAAAGCAAUAGAAGAUGUAAUGAAAGAAUUUGACCUUGAUGGUGACCAAAAAAUAACUAAAGAUGAAUUCAUCAAUGGAUUCACCAAAUGGCUUGACGAGGCAAAGAAAGCAAUGGAUAAACGAUACUACUCUCAAAAAUCAUUGAGAGAUAUUUAUCGGGUAUUUCAACCUUGGAUUGAGAAUAAAAGAAAAGAACGAGAAAUGAAGAAAAAUCUAAUAUCAGAAAUGUUAAGUCAUUUCGAAAGCAAUAGUGUAGGAAGCCUUCUCACAGAUGAUGGCAAACCCGAUAAGCCUGCUAUUAUAAGGUAAUUAGGCCAUA
Molecule: messenger RNA, 1537 nt
Organism: Durio zibethinus
Lineage: Eukaryota; Viridiplantae; Streptophyta; Magnoliopsida; Malvales; Malvaceae
Source: RefSeq, a predicted model, not a curated record